AACGAUGAAGUUCCUGGCUAUCUGCAUUUUCCUCAUCAUCGCCCUGGUGGCCGUUCAGGCUCAUCCUGGUGGAUUCGGUGGAGGAAGGGGUGGUGGCACAAACGCCGUGGCCAACGCGAAUGCCGCUGCUACCGCCGACAGCAGAGGAGGCGGUCCAGCAUCCGCCUCGGCCUCGGCCACUGCAACCGCCAACGCCAACGCAGGAGGACGAGGAGGAGAAGGAGGACACGGUGGACAUGGUGGACAUGGUGGACAUGGAUAAGCCCGAAAUGGAUUGAUUCAUCUGCAACCGUUCUCUCGAAAAGUGGGCACGUCCGCGGACAAUCCCCCUUAAGUGAAACGAUACCAAUCUAUACCAAUAAAUGUUGAAAUGCUAAUUCUGUUUCUCGGAAA
Molecule: messenger RNA, 393 nt
Organism: Drosophila teissieri
Lineage: Eukaryota; Metazoa; Arthropoda; Insecta; Diptera; Drosophilidae
Product: cold and drought-regulated protein CORA
Exons: 1
Coding region: 5-262 (85 amino acids)
Source: RefSeq, a predicted model, not a curated record